CCUUUUAAGAUAACGGUUCCCAAGUAACAAAAUGGCGAGCUUAGGAGCCUUUCUACCUGCAGGUCGUUCUUGCAUAAUUGUAUUUACCCUGGUUUCAUUCACCCUUGGAAAGAAUAUUGAAAACGAAAUUCUGCAACGUCUUGAAAAGAUUGAGGAGUUCAACUCAAAUCUGAAGAUGGAGAAUUCUAAUCUCAAAUCGGAAAUAAUUAAAAUUAAACGCGAAAAUGGUGAGCUGGCCGAGACGAUAAAUAAGAUGAAAUCUGAAAAUUUUAAAGAGAACAAUAAGAUUGAUGAGCUUAAUUCUGAUUUCAAAACAGAAAAUUUCAAACUCAGAUUGGAAAUGGCCGAUUUACGUAAGGAAAUGGAUGGCGUGAGACACGAAAACAGUGAGCUGAAAAAUACGGUGAAUGAGAUGAAAGUUUGGAUGAGGUCUGGGCAAUUCUCCAAAAACAAUGAUUCAGAUGCUAGGAUCAAGACUGAAAGAGGUCCUGCCCCCAGAAUGUCGAUCCAAGUAGCAAAUAAACGUCAAAAUGAGCAUCACAUUCGAUCAUCCCAGAGAAUAAAUCCGCUAGCACCUGACGUCGCUGAACAACCAAUAGCUUUCUACGCCUACAUGGAAUCAUACAGUACCUCAAGCCUUCCAAUUCACACAACACUUAUAUUCGACACAGUUCAGCUCAACGACGGUCACGGAUACAGUAAGCACGACGGGGUGUUCAUAGCCCCAAGAGCUGGAGUCUACGUGUUUCAUUGGACAAUCCAAGUCGACAUUCAUGCCUGGGCUAGUAUUGAGAUAGUUGUCAACGGAACACCAAUUGGGUGUGCAGCUUCGGACACACUGAGAUUGGGCGACUGGGGCACAGGAAGUGGACUAGUAGCAACGCGCGUGAAUACUGGAGACCACGUAUUCCUUCGCACGCAGGAAAAUGCUACGGGUGUUCUCUUAAGCAAUCACAGGGCGAGGACAUCUUUCUCAGGAUGGCUUCUGUAUUCCUGAAAUUUGUACGAUAUACUUGAAUUUUAAAUAAAUUAGGCUGUGCAUUUCCCUUUCUACUUUCUCAUUUUCU
This is a messenger RNA of Magallana angulata, 1067 nucleotides long. RefSeq lists its product as uncharacterized. NCBI's taxonomy places the organism in Eukaryota, Metazoa, Mollusca, Bivalvia, Ostreida, Ostreidae. The record is from RefSeq and is a predicted model, not a curated record. Bases 32 to 997 code for a protein of 321 amino acids. The transcript has 2 exons. Gene Ontology annotation, molecular function: protein binding.